This is a messenger RNA of Lipotes vexillifer (Yangtze River dolphin), 1569 nucleotides long. RefSeq names its product inhibitory synaptic factor 1 (gene INSYN1). The transcript is spliced from 3 exons. Gene Ontology annotation, biological process: inhibitory postsynaptic potential. The coding region runs from base 611 to 1474 and encodes 287 amino acids. Gene Ontology annotation, cellular component: postsynaptic density. NCBI's taxonomy places the organism in Eukaryota, Metazoa, Chordata, Mammalia, Artiodactyla, Lipotidae. The record is from RefSeq and is a predicted model, not a curated record.
GGGCCCCCCAACCUCGCCUUGGGACUUGGCCCCCGACGCUGCGCGGAAGGCCAGUGCCCCCACUCCCCGCCUUGGGGGCUGCCCUCCUCCAAUCCAGCUCCCUCCCCAGAGCCACCCACAUCUGGAAGACCCCAGCCACCAUUCCUCUGCAGGUGUCAGUUGCAUCUCCAGACCUCUGCCUUUGCAAUUUCCUAGGAGUUGUGAGGGGAUUACUGCUGCCUUCCGCCCAUCCCAAGGGCCAUCUCUUACCCAUAGUCCCUGCAGAGUCAUCCCCCUGCCUCUGUGUCCAGCUCAGCAUACCCACAGGCACUUCAAGUCCUAGAGGCCACUCCUGAGACCCAAGGCCCCUCCCUCUGCUCUCCUGUGUCCUCACCUUGACCCCCCCUUGGUCAGACUCUGUCUCCCUCUGGGUGUCCCAUUCCCCACCCAGAGGUAGAGGAGGCGGGGUGGCAGGGGGCAGGGGCUGGGUGAGGGCCACCCAGGGCCAGGGUGGGCUAGGGGGCCGUUAAGAUGUGGAGCUCUGCCCAGCUGAGGGGGGCUCCGUGGAGGCAGACGCAGCGUGUGCCCGGCUGGGGGGAGUAUGGGCAGGCCUGCAGCCACGUGGUAAAGGAUGAACAUUCGGGGCACCCCGGACCUCGGGCAGCCCAGUGAUGACCCCAGCAGUGGUGGCGAGCGGGAGCGGAUUCGACAGCGCAUGAAGAUGGUCAUUGGGCAGCUGGAGGAUAUACUGCGGGAGCUCAAGGAGGUGGCCAAGGAGCUAAGGGAGGUGGUGAGCCAGAUCGAUAAGCUAACCUCGGACUUCGACUUCGAACUGGAGCCAGAUGACUGGACCACAGCCACCGUGAGCAGCACCUCCAGCAGCGACAAGGUGGGCGUGGGCGGCCCCUUUGACCUGGGCCACCUGGACUUUAUGACAGCUGACAUCCUCUCGGAUAGCUGGGAGUUCUGCUCCUUCCUGGACAUCUCCACCCCCUCAGACUCCGUGGACGGCCCCGAGUCGACCCGGCCAGGGGCUGGCCCUGACUACCGGCUCAUGAAUGGCAGCAUGCCCAUCCCCAACGGGCCCCGGGUAGAGACCCCGGACUCCUCCAGCGAGGAGGCCUUCAGCGCUGGCCCUGUGAAGGGCCAGCUGCCCCAGCGGACCCCGGGCACACGGGAGAGGGUGCGAUUCAGCGACAAAGUGCUCUACCAUGCUCUAUGCUGUGACGACGAGGAGGGGGACGGCAAGGAGGAGGUGGGCCUGCCCCCGGAGCCUCCCCACACAGAGGCCCAUGCGGUCCCCCUCAAGCCCUCCCCGGCUCCCUCCAAGCCGAGGCGCUCUCCACUGACUGGCCGCUGCUCAGACCCCACCUUGGCCCCCGAGCAGACCCGAAGGGUCACAAGAAACAGCAGCACCCAAACGGUGUCAGACAAGAGCACUCAGACGGUGCUGCCCUAUGUGGCCACCAGACAGAAAGCCAAGGGGAAAAACUAGGGGCCGGGGAGGGAGCCGGGGGCGGUGGGCACAUAGAGCUAUAAAUAUAUAUAUAUUUAAACAAACACAGUCAUAAUAAAAUUUUAAAAUGCUAA